This is a messenger RNA of Lutzomyia longipalpis, 930 nucleotides long. Its product is annotated as oocyte zinc finger protein XlCOF8.4-like. The transcript has 3 exons. Lineage: Eukaryota; Metazoa; Arthropoda; Insecta; Diptera; Psychodidae. The record is from RefSeq and is a predicted model, not a curated record. Bases 55 to 867 code for a protein of 270 amino acids.
UCAGGAGAACUGUCAAAAAAAAGUUUUAGGUUCCAAAGAAGAGAUUUCGUGGAAAUGGAAGUAAAUCCAGGGAAAAGGGAUCAAGAGGGGGCAGAACAUCUGAAUUUGGACAUUGUAAAAGAGGAGUACAUUGUCAGCGAAGGAGUUCCAGAAAAAAGGUUAAAGACUGAAGAGGAAUCAUCGGAAGGAUGUUCAGAGGAGGUAGUGCAGUACAUUAUAAGUGAUUUGGGGUAUGAAGAGACAAUCAGUGAUACCUUCAAGUGCCGAUACUGUGUAGGGAAGAACUUCACCCGUGCAAGUAUGCUGAAGGUUCACAUGUUGCAGAAACAUUCAUCCAAAGCAGAUUAUCGGUUGGAUUUUAACUGUGAGACCUGCUCACGAUCCUACAGCACAUGGUGGGAGCUCAAGCGUCACGCACGGAGGAUGCAUUUUGCCUGCCUCUACUGCAAUACAUGCUUCUGCCAUGAGACUGCCCUUAAAACUCACAAUAAGAAUCGUCACGAGCAGCUUCCCAAUGACAUUGAUGAUUUUCCGCACAUUUGCUACCAUUGCGGAAUGAGCAUUGAAAACCUUGGAGCACUGAUAAAGCACACGGAGACAGAACAUCCCCCUCGACCCAAGCCUCUUUUUGCGCCUAUAGAGAAGUCUCCAGAUCCCAAACCCAAAGCAAGACGACGAGUAGUGGAUACAAGUGAGACUACGCAGUAUUUAUGGGAUUUGUACUACUGCCCCCACUGUCCGGAAUCCUUUUCAAAGAACGAAAACUUGAGCAGGCAUAUGAAUGAGUAUCAUGCUCACCUAGCUGUGCUGGAAUCACGAGAAUCUCCAGAUUUGGAAUAUGUUGGAACGUGGGUUCAGGAAAAGUAGCCUAAUUUCUUAAUAUAUUUUUUUCAUUUUCUCAAGAAUAAAAUUUUCAUUUGAAAAAAUAAA